AUGCAAGGCACAGUUCAUUAGAAUAUAAAAAUAUAAUGGACGAAGUUUGGAAGGUGUUGACCGUCGGAUGGCAAUAAAUAGUAUUUUUACUCCUUUUCGAAGUAUCUCCGUCGAUGCUCCUUUAUAUUUAAACCUGACAAAUACUUUAUGUGCAGAACCUUUGAAAAAGAAGAAAAAAAUUGACCCUGCAGUUAUUAAGCAUCGAGAGGAACGUAAAAAAAGGAAAUUAGAAAAAUUUAUAAGGCGAUUAGAGAAACAUGCGGAGAUGUUAAAACCUAUUCAUGAAAUAGAAGUUUCUAAAGAAUUAGAGAAAGAAGCACAUUAUAGAAGAAGAUGUGGGCUUCGUUUAUCAUUUAAGACAUUAGAAAAAAGAGCUUUCAUGUUUAAAGAAUGGAAUAGAUAUAAAUCUGCGCAACAUAGAGAGCAUGCAAAACUUAUACGUUUGUAUAUGUCUGCUAAAUUAAAAGCUCUCAAUAAACUGAAAGAAAUAUCAUAUAGUCUUUAUUUAGAUGCGAUAAAGAUCGAUGACGAGUUACUACCCUUUUCUUCUAAAGGACCAUUAAACACACUACCAAUAGAAGGCUAUAAAGCACCACAAGGUGAUUACGUUGAUGUAACUAGAAAAUUUGAUUGAGAAUGAAACUAAGAACUGGCGUCAUUUAGUUAAUUAUCCGACUUGAUGAUUGAUUACAAUUAUUAACUGUAGUAAUUAAUCGGGAAUUUAAAUUAAGUGGA
This is a messenger RNA of Ceratosolen solmsi marchali, 735 nucleotides long. It is a transcript of the gene mRpL40, whose product is annotated as mitochondrial ribosomal protein L40. The record is from RefSeq and is a predicted model, not a curated record. The coding region runs from base 68 to 634 and encodes 188 amino acids. The transcript has 5 exons. Gene Ontology annotation, cellular component: mitochondrial large ribosomal subunit; mitochondrial ribosome. NCBI's taxonomy places the organism in Eukaryota, Metazoa, Arthropoda, Insecta, Hymenoptera, Agaonidae.